Mitosporidium daphniae is the source of this 2154-nucleotide messenger RNA. RefSeq lists its product as uncharacterized. Bases 1 to 2154 code for a protein of 717 amino acids. The transcript is spliced from 4 exons. NCBI's taxonomy places the organism in Eukaryota, Fungi, Microsporidia. The record is from RefSeq and is a predicted model, not a curated record.
AUGCGUGUCAUAUGCUUUUUGACUGAUACAUUUGCUUCAAACCCUAACCCUAAAUCCAAUGGUAUGAAUUCAUCAAAAAAGCCAUGUGAACCAAUCAGAUUUGAAUGCGAUUUGUGUUCAUUAAAACGGGUCGCUUGCACCAACCAGACCCGAAUUUUAUUCCAGUUGAUUAAACGAAAUUCGGUCGAUGAUGCAAACAUCUUCUUCACUCGUCAAAUACGGAUAGGCACAUCCGUGUCGACGGCGCCAGCAAUCCGCAAAGACACAUCUCUAGAGCCGUCGUUGGUAUCUUCACAGCCCCGUUUUGAAACUUUAAAUUCCUCUUUCAUAGCCUUAAACUCCUCUUUCAUAGCCUUAAACUCCUCUUUCAUAGCCUUAAACUCCUCUUUCAUAGCCUUAAAUUCUUCGACAGCUUUAAACUCCUAUUUGGCACCUUUCAAUUCGUCUUUGGAAGAUUCACAAGCCGAUUUGAUAUCUUCACAAACCCCAUUUCCAUAUGUAGAAUCCCUUUUUGUACCUUCAAAUUCCUCUUUUAAAUCUCCAGAUAGUGCGCCUGCACGCUCUUACAAUACGUCCAUGGCCAGUAUUUCCACACAUUGGAAAGUAAUCGACUUUCUGGGCGUCAAUCGCAAGAUAUGCCUGAAUAAAAUUAUGAUAGCUUGCGCCUCUUCUGGAACCAGUGUUCUACUGGUUAUCAGUUACCAAAUGUUCCAAAAAUGGCUCCACGAGCCUCGUCCAAAAAAACACAAACCUCCCCCAAUUGAAUCGAAAUUGGAGGCCGAAGUUGCGUCAGAGUCUGCCGAGCUCUGUGCGAAUCAAUAUUUCUCGGCGGCCGAUAUACGUCGGGUAACUCUUGGUGCAGUAACCGAUAGCGUGCUCGAACUGUGUAUCAAGCUGAAAACGCCAAAAUUCUUCAUGCUCUUCAAAUCGCUGGAUUACCAGGACGUUUUUUUAUCCAAGAUCUUGGGCGACGGUCUGCAAGAAGAAAAUAAAGGCUCUUCCGCAAAGUUGGAUUUUAUGGCAGCAAUUUUGCUGUUCAGCUUGAUGUACAGUGAAGUGCACUACAGACGCUUUUAUUUCCAAAGCGAGCGGAUGCCAUCAUGCAGCAUCAUCUUUAUGCCGUCCUCAAAUUAUGCGCUCAGCAAGUUUAUCCUUCGAAAUCUGUCAAGGUCGGACGUUUCCAUUGUAGGGUUGGAUUUUUUAUCCCGCUGCUUUGAAAAUGAACGCAUCCCACCGGCAAAGGCCGAUGCCAUGAAGUCGAGAUUUGUGCAAUUAAUGUCAGAUGUGGAUGUUUGUGCCAAAGUGUCCACAUUGGGGUAUCUUUGCUUCGUCUAUUUGCAUUUGUUUUCCGUGCAACUGGGCAAACUUGCCAAUGUUGACCAGCACGUUGAGCUAUUUAAAAACGCGGAUCUUUUCAGCCUGGUGUGUGAUGCCCGCGAGUUUCCGUUGCCAUACAAGCUGGACAUCAUUGAUGCCUUUUGGCCGCUGCUGCCACACUGCGAAGGCAAGCUAUUGCCGUAUUUAUACGGGCGUUCCAGAGCAGAAAAUGUUUCCUGCUCCAAACUAUUCAAGUCCCUGAUGAAUAUGAUUCCCAACAAGGCAACCCUUCUAUUGGCGCUAUCGCUGGAUGGCUUUAAUGAAUGGAUUUGCGGCCUGUUAGUUGAUGUCCCCGAUUUGAGGGACACACAUGCGGCAACGAGCGAUGCCGAAAGCAACGAGUACAUUGUGUUCUACAUCGGCUUUCUUAGCAACUUUUUUGAAAAGGCCAACAUGCUCAUUAUUGGCGAAGAGCAAUGUACACGGCUGACAGCGAUCGUUCCGGCCACCGCAGGCCAGCAAAUAUUGGCGUGGUUUUCGAAAAUCACAGCCAUGAUGCGAAGGGGGUCGACCCUUGAUGCAACGUUUGCAGAGGCUCUGAUGUUCCCCUUUUUAACCAGCCUUUGCGGACACGUAGCUCUUCACUUGAAACUGUGUAACUUAUACGACUCCAUGUGUGUUGCUGACUUGAAAACGUCGGUGUUAUCUGCGCUACAGGCCAUCAUCAACGCACAAGCAACGGACGCCUGUGAUACGACGGCGCGCAGCGGAGAGCCCAAUUUUCUUGAAAAAGAAUGCAAAGCUCUUUUCAACCUGCUCUCAUUGCAUCUAAAUUAG